This is a messenger RNA of Galeopterus variegatus (Sunda flying lemur), 903 nucleotides long. RefSeq names its product vomeronasal type-1 receptor 3-like. Gene Ontology annotation, biological process: G protein-coupled receptor signaling pathway. Gene Ontology annotation, cellular component: membrane. Bases 1 to 903 code for a protein of 300 amino acids. Lineage: Eukaryota; Metazoa; Chordata; Mammalia; Dermoptera; Cynocephalidae. The record is from RefSeq and is a predicted model, not a curated record. The transcript has a single exon. Gene Ontology annotation, molecular function: pheromone receptor activity.
AUGGAUUCAGGUGACUUGACAUUGGGGAUUUUUUUCCUAUCCCAGACCUGUGUUGGAAUCCUAGGGAAUUUCUCCCGCCUUUUUCUUUAUACCUUCACUUUCUGCACUGGAUAUAGGUUGAGAACCUCAGACCACAUACUCAAACAUGUGUACUUGGCCAACUCCUUAGUUCUUCUAUGUAAGGGAGUCCCCCAUAUAUUGAUAUCUUUUGGGCUGAAGAAUUUCCUGGAGGAUAUUGGAUGUAAAUUUUUGUUUUAUAUUCACAGAGUGGCCCGGGAAGUCUGUCUCUCUUCCACUUGCUUCCUGAGCAUCUUCCAGGCCAUCACAGUCAUCCCCAAUAAAUCCACGUGGGCUGAGCUCAAAGUCAGAAUCCAAAAGUAUGUUGGGCAUUUCUGUUUCCUUUUCUGGGUGGUGCAUCUUCUGGGAAAUGUACUUGUUGCUUUAAAAGUGACUGGCCCAAGGAAGAGAAAAAAUAUCAGUCUGAACUAUUUUGGAUACUGUUCUCGUGCUGUUCUUAACCCUAUCAACUCCUCGCUCUUUGCCUUCCUGCAUGCUUCCAUUGAUGUGAUGUGCCUGGGACUCUUGGCUUGGACCAGUAUUUCCAUGGUGCUUUUUCUCUACAGGCACAAGCACCAGGUUAGAUAUAUUCACAGCUCUAGACAAAUCUCCAACCUCUCUCCGGAGAUAAAGGCUACUCGGAAUAUUCUGAUCCUUGUGUGUACCUUUGUCUUUUUUUCCACACUUUCUUCAAUCUCCUCAACCUAUAUCACCAUGUUUAACUUUCCAAGUUGGUGGCUGCUGAAUGCAAAUGUAUUUCUGGAUGCAUGUUUCCCAACUUUCAGCCCUUUUGUGCUCAUUAAAAGUCGUAUCCAUCCUUUCAGGUUUUGCUUUGUCUUCUGUUAG